Messenger RNA from Linum trigynum, 2562 nucleotides. The record is from the annotation of a GenBank genome assembly. Lineage: Eukaryota; Viridiplantae; Streptophyta; Magnoliopsida; Malpighiales; Linaceae.
AUGGCGGUCUUGAUUGAUGUGACCAAAUCAUGCCUUGAUUCCAUCACCCAGAUGGCUGAACAUUUGGAGGGUGCCAUUAUUUAUCUGGAUUCCGGAUGCACAGAGAGCUUUCAAUUUGCUGGUGCAUUUCCUGUGUUUCUAGACCUUGGAGUUCGAGCUGUAUGCAGCCUUGAAAAUAUGUCUUCUCUUGAUGCGGUGGUUAGUUGGAACUCGAAUGAUGAUGUUGCAACGAAGAUUGUGGUUUUCACAUCUCGCUUCCUCAGCGAUGCACAUCGGUAUAUUUUACGUUGCCUGAGCAUCCAUGAGAGUGUUCAGAAGUGUACAAUCUGUACUUCUAUACCAGAGACAUCUCACUCAGCAUAUCCAGAUUCACCGCUGGGACCGGAUGCUUAUCAUGAGUAUGAAUCCUUGCUUCUUCAAGAUUUUGAGGAGCUUGUGAAGAAAGGUGGAAAGAAGUACGAACAUUCAGAAGGUGUGAAACUCCAGGAAAGUUUAAGCUUUGAGAAUGAGGGAUGGGCGCAACUCUCAUUCAAUGAAGAGGAUGCUAUGCAUCUUGAUAAAAGUUCAAUCGGAAAAGAGAUUGGAAGUAUAGGCCCGAGAUUGGUUGUCUUUGUACAUCACUUCCCCAUGCUUUUGUGUCCUUUAUCUCGUAGAGUCUUUGUCCUGCCAUCUGAGGGAUCAGUUGCCGAAGCUUCUUUAUCAGCUGAACAUGAAGAUUCUCUAAGUCCUGGACUACCACCCAUCAGUACUGGCGCGCUUGCCAAUAGCGAUGAUGUUCCCCCAGGAGCACUUCUUACUGCGCAUUUCCUUUACCAUUUAGCUGCAAAGAUGGAUCUAAAACUGGAUAUUUUUUCCAUGGGCGAUUUGUCACAAACAGUAGGCAAGAUUAUGACGGACAUGUCAAGUCUUUAUGAUGUAGGCCGCGGGAAACGUCCAGCAGGGUUAUUGAUAAUUGAUCGAACGCUUGAUCUCCUUACUCCGUGCUUCCAUGGGGACUCACUUGUUGACCGGAUGUUCUCAGCUUUACCCCGUAGGGCAGGAGUAUCUCAUUCUCACAUGAGAGACUCAGAGAGCCAGCUCAAACUUCAUUCUCCAAUCCUACAACGUGCUCCUCUUGAUGUGAAGAUACCACUCACAGAAAUAUUAGAUGUAGAAAUUAGGGAUUUUCAGCUCAUAGAAAGAAUUGAAGCUUUCUUAGAUGGCUGGGAUAUCCACAAAUCUACUCCUCCAAUUGCUGAUGUGGGUAAUAUCUGCAGUAAACUUCGGGAUGAAAAAUCUGUUUCUUGUGUGAGUCAAGUGCUUAAUGGAUCCGUUGUCUCUACUGAAAGUUUUCUUGGCACGGCAUUUAUGGAGGCCAUACUAGAUAGAAGAACAAAAGAUGGAGCAUUGUUGGUGACAAGGUGGCUGCAACAAACCCUGCGUCGUGAAAAAAUAGACGUAGGUUCUACAACUCGUUCCAGCUUUGUUUCAUCUGAGGUCCGGUCCAUGAUGAAAGCACUGGCAAAAAGCCAAUCUGCAAUUGUGAGAAACAAAGGACUUAUUCUGUUGGCAGCUGCUGCAACUGCUGCCUUUGAAGAGUCGUUUUCUACUAGAUGGGAUGCAUUUAUCAGUGCAGAGAAAGUACUAACUGCAAGCGCUGAAGACACAAGUCAGAACCUGGCUGCUCAAAUCGUUGAUCUUAUUAACAAGAGUGGCUUAGUUGAGGCGAGUGAUCCGAAGAAGAGAGAAAUGCAAUCCUCACAAGGAUUAAUUUCUUUUCAAGAUGCUUUACUGCUCAUGAUUGUUGGAUACAUGUUGGCUGGCGAGAAUUUCCCUACAUCUGGGUCUGGGGGUCCCUUUUCUUGGCAAGAGGAGCACUUCCUGAAAGAAGCUGUUGUGGAUGUGAUUCUUGAGAAGGCACCAGUUUCAAAGAUAAAGUUCCUCGGUGCUCUGAAGGACGAGCUCAAGGCCAACGUUGGCAGAAAAAGAUGCGGUGAUGCUGCUGAAUCAUCAGAAGAUCAGUUAGACAUUGAUGAUUUGGAUGAUGACCAAUGGGGUAAGUGGGGCGAUGAGGAAGAAGCAGCCGCUGACAAUAAUAAUAAACAACAGUUGUACGACGACAUGCAGCUGAAGCUGGAGUUGCGUGAUAAGGUGGACACCUUUUUUAAGUUCCUUCACAAGUUAUCCAUGCUGAGGAGUGUUCCAUUGAAGGAUGAUGCAUUCUCUGGAGGAAGUGAUUUUGGCGGUGAGAUGGAUGUGAACAAAGGGUUAUUAUCCAAGCUUCUAACUAGCGUGUUGAAAAAGGCAGAUAUCCCACGAAUGGAGUAUCAUUCCUCCACUGUCGGUCGACUGUUCAAGAGUAGCUUUGGAAGAUUUGUUGGGCAGGCAAAACCAAUCCUAGGUGAGCACAAGGUCAUCAUGGUCUUUGUCGUUGGGGGCAUCAAUGGUGUUGAGGUCCUGGAGGCUCAGGAGUCAUUGUCCAAAAGUGAAAGGACAGAUGUACAACUCAUUCUUGGUGGAACGACGAUCUUAACGCCGGAUGAUAUGUUUGAUUUACUGAUCGGAGAAUCCAGUUACUUUUGA